Messenger RNA from Micromonas pusilla CCMP1545, 666 nucleotides. RefSeq lists its product as uncharacterized. The record is from RefSeq and is a predicted model, not a curated record. The transcript has a single exon. NCBI's taxonomy places the organism in Eukaryota, Viridiplantae, Chlorophyta, Mamiellophyceae, Mamiellales, Mamiellaceae. Bases 1 to 666 code for a protein of 221 amino acids.
AUGCCGCCCGAGUCGGCGCUCGCGAGCAGCCGCGAGAGCGCGGACGACUGGGUCUCCGGCCCGUUCGAUCUCAGCGGCGACGACGAUGACGGGGCGUCGACGGACGACCGCGAGAGCGCGGACGACGCGCGCGUCCCCGAUCGAUCGAUCGAUCGUCCCGAGCGCGCCUCUCCCGCGUCCCGAGCGGCGAACGCCGCUGACGCAGCCUUCGACGACGACGCCGGCGCGCGCGCGUGGAUGGCGCUGUGCGAGGAGGCGAUGACCGGCGGGUUCCGCGAGCGCGAGGCGUGGGACGACGAGACGACGGCGCUGCUCUCGCGCGCGCGGCGGCUCGCGCGCGGAGGGGUGCGCGGAGAGAAGGCGGAAGAGGGGAAGGAGAAAGACGACGACGACGACGACGGCGACGACGACGACGACGACGGCGACGACGACGCGGCGCGGCCGGCGCGCGAGGACGAAAACGCACGACGACGAAGCGUUUCCAACCUCCUCCGUCCCCAGAACAUCCCGCCCUCCGCGGCGCUCGUCCUCGUCGGCGUCCUCCUCGGCGUCCUCCUCGGCGUCUUCGCGGCGUCGACGAACGCGGUUCCCGCGUCCUCCCGAUCCCCGUCGCUCAGGCGCGUUCCACGUCACACUGGUCCCCAUACGACCGCGUUCGCGUUGUGA